Messenger RNA from Pipra filicauda (Wire-tailed manakin), 8169 nucleotides. RefSeq names its product stabilin 1 (gene STAB1). Gene Ontology annotation, molecular function: hyaluronic acid binding; calcium ion binding. Gene Ontology annotation, biological process: cell adhesion. Lineage: Eukaryota; Metazoa; Chordata; Aves; Passeriformes; Pipridae. The record is from RefSeq and is a predicted model, not a curated record. The transcript has 70 exons.
AAGUCCACAGUGGUUAGUUGGGAAUUUGGUGGUUUCACGGAGUAUUUUUCUGUGCUGCUGCAUAGAAAGCGGAGCUUGGCUGUGCUUUUUGGACUCCAGAAGCCAGGAAUGUUGCAGUCAGUGCAAGGAUGACAAAGACAGAGGCAGCCAAAGUCAGAUUGUAUUGCAGGAUUCUGUGGAGUUCCCUAAGCAAGAAAAAAGAAAUUACAGCUGCUAUCACCACCCCUUUUGUGUAAGGGGUCCUGCCUGUAAAAGCAUGAAAAUGCAUCCUCCUGGAUUGCUGUUUUUCUUCUUAGCAGCAUGCCUCACUCCCACAGCGGACUGCCAGAGUCAGAAGUUAAAAUCCAUGCGAUGCAAUGUCAAGACGAUGUUUACCUUGAACACAGCGUGUACUGCUUGUGCUGCAGCACCUAAAAUGUUGUGUCCAAGAGGCUGGUUAAAGACCACCCAAGGAUUAGGGGUGAGAGACUGCAGGUACUCUGUCGAGUUAGGAGAAAAUACCCUUUCCCUGCCAGGGUGUCAUCACAUAUGUAAGAAGGAUAUUGAGGAGAAAAAGUGCUGUCCAGGAUUCUGGGGUACAGAGUGCUAUGAGUGUCCAGGUGGUUCUGAAAAUCCCUGCAAUGGCCAUGGGACGUGCUUGGAUGGGAUGCAGCAAAACGGGACCUGCAUUUGCAAGGAGCAAUACAGUGGGUUUGCCUGCCAGAACUGUCGAGAUGAAAAUCGUUUUGGCCCAGACUGUCAGUCAGUGUGUGACUGUGUGCACGGGGAGUGCAACAGCGGCGUCGCUGGGAAUGGGAACUGCACGUGCUAUGGAGGCUACACAGGCCCCAGGUGUGACCAAGAGCUGUCCCUGUGCAAAGGCGUGACGUGCGAGCCCAACAGCGAGUGUGUGGUGAGGGAUGGGACUGCAGAGUGUGCCUGCAAGCUGGGCUACAGAAAGCUUGGGAGCACUUGCCAAGCUCAGGAUCCUUGUUCUCCUUCUCCAUGUUCCCCCUUCGCUGUAUGUAAAGCUCUUGGAUCACGAACAUAUCAAUGUACCUGCAAAGAAGGAUAUCAAGGAGAUGGGAACAUUUGCCAGCCCAUAAACCCUUGUGUUGACAACAAUGGGGGCUGCCCAGAAAACUCUACAAUUUGUGUUUACAGACGUCCAGGAGAGGCAACUUGUGCUUGCAAGCCUGGGAUGAGUAAAAGAACUCCUUCGUCCGAGUGUUCUGCAUUUCCCAAUGAUUGCCGGCAGUAUUUUUGCGACGUGACUUCCAAGUGUGAGAUUAAUUCUCAGGGGAAUCCUAGCUGUGUGUGUAAAGAAGGGGAGAUUGGAGAUGGGAGAAGCUGCUAUAAAGAUCUCUUGGGUGAAAUAAAUCAGCUCAAUUUGCGAGGAAGGUUUGCUAGGAAAUUUAACAUCGCCAGGAAAAUGUUUGCUUCUGGUUGCUCAAUGUUGCUGACUAAAUACGGGCCCUUCACAGUCUUUGUACCAUCCCUUCUUCCCAUUCAUGAUAGAACGGAAUUUAAUGACACCACUGCUGAGCGGUUGUGCAGAAUGCACAUUGUUCCUGGUCUGCACUUAAUAGAAGACAUGAUUAAAACCAAGACAAUGUGGACCUUGUCAGGACACCAGCUGACGUUCACGAGCCAGACAUACAUCAAGUCAUUUCGAUAUCAAGACCUGCCGGGGGAGCUGUACAAUGUUCUGCACUCAAACCUGCCAGCAGCCAAUGGCAUCAUGCAUGUGGUUAACACUCUGAGGAAAAAAACCAGCACUGACAACCUCAGCAACCCACAGAAAACCAUUGGUGAGAUCCUUGCUUCGAUGGAGAUCUUCAGUAGGUUUGAAACUAUACUGGAGAAUUGUGGCCUGCCUGCAAUCCUGGAUGGACCAGGCCCUUUUACUGUAUUUGUGCCCAGCAAUGAUGGUGUGGAUAAGUUGAGAGAUGGAAGGCUCAUUUAUCUUUUCACAGAGGGCAUAAAUAAGCUUCAGGAACUCGUGAGACAUCACAUCUACACUUCAGCAGCGGUGACAGUAGAUAAACUGAUGACGAUGCCACAAAUUGUUACUAUGGCUAACCAGAUACUUACCAUCAACAUCAGUGCAGAUGGAAGAAUUCUGAUGGAUGAAUCAGGGAUCCCCUUAAACAUGCGAGACAUUGUGGCAUCAAAUGGUAUCAUUCAUACCUUGGAUGGCAUCUUCAUCCCCCCCUCAAUAAUUCCCAUUUUGCCUCACAGAUGCAAUGAAGAGCAACAUAAAAUUGUGACGGGCUCUUGUGUGGAUUGUGAGGCCCUCAACACCAGUAUUUGCCCACCUGGCAGCACAGAAAUGGAACCAACGCUCUUCCCAAAAGAAUGUGUCUACAUCCAUGAUCCAGAAGGCCUGAAUGUCCUGAAGAAGGGAUGCGCCAGGUACUGCAAUCAAACCAUCACGAAACCUGGAUGCUGCAAAGGAUUCUUUGGUCCAGACUGCAUGCCAUGCCCAGGGGGAUUUUCCAGUCCAUGCUAUGGCCGGGGAAAUUGCAGCGAUGGCAUUCAGGGGAAUGGCAACUGUCACUGCUUUGAGGGUUUCAAAGGAACAGCCUGUCACAUCUGUGCAAACCCAAACAAGCAUGGCGAGAACUGUGACGAAGACUGUGGUUGUGUCCAUGGUGUCUGUGACAACAGGCCUGGCAGUGGUGGUGUGUGUCAGUCCUGGUCCUGUAAGGAGGGAUACACCGGGAAAUUCUGCGACAGGACAUCCAAGAACUGUGGCCCGAGCGGGCUGUCUCAGUACUGCCACCAGAACGCUGUCUGCAGCCUCAACGACACAGCAAGGUGCAUCUGCAUGGAUGGAUACGAAGGUGAUGGGUUUUCCUGCCAGCCCAUCGACCUGUGCAGUCAGCCAGAACGGGGAGGUUGUUCACAGAAUGCCCUGUGCACCAGUACAGGCCCUGGCACUGCCACCUGCCAGUGCAACGUGGGCUGGACCGGGGAUGGGAAGGUGUGUGUGGCCAUAGACAACUGCAUGCUGGAGAGCAGAGGGAACUGCCACCUCAACGCUGACUGCGUCUACAUCGGCCCUGGGCAGAGCAAGUGUGUCUGCAAGAGGGGUUAUGCUGGGGAUGGCCACAGCUGUGAUGCAAUCAACCCCUGCCUCAUGGACAACGGCGGCUGCCACGACUUGGCUACAUGUGUGCCCCUUGGUGGAGGAGAGAGAUCCUGUGUUUGCUCUGAAGGCUACAUGGGGGAUGGCAUGACGUGCUACGGGGACAUUCUAAAAGAGCUGGCCAGGAAUUCCCACUUUGCGAGUUUCUACAGCUGGGUUAAGAAAUCUCUCUUCAGCAUCCCAGCAGGAACCAAUGUCACUGUCCUGGUGCCAUCAGAGGCAGCUAUCAAGAACUUGAGUGACACUGAGAAGGAUUUCUGGUUGACCCCCUACAUGCUGCCAUUUUUAGUCAGGGCCCACUUUCUGGAAGGUGUCUUCACUGCUGAAAAGCUCAAAAAGUACGAUGGGCCAGAAUUACCCACUCUCAACCCACAGACCAGAUGGCAGAUAAACACCACGAGCAGUGUAUUAACCAUCCAGAAUGCAAGUAUAGUUGUCAGUGACAUCCCUGCCAGCAACGGCAUUAUCCAUGUCCUCAGUAAGGUUUUGUUACCGCCUUCAGGAGAUGUCCCACCGAGUCCUCCUGGGCUGCAGGAACAGCUCGAGUCAGUGGCCUCAUUCAGCACAUUCAAGGACUUGCUAGAGCAAUACCAGCUCACUGGGAAGAUCGAGUCCUCUGAAAAAUACACCAUUUUUGUUCCUGGAAAUAAUUCCAUUGAGGAGUACUGCCACGCUGCCAAUGUGACCCAGUUGGACAAUGCAACAGUGCAGUACCACGUUGUACUGGGAGAAAAGCUCUUGCCCACAGACCUGAGAAGUGGAGUUCAUAAGAACAGCAUGUUGGGGCUCUCCUACUGGCUAAUGUUUUACCAGAACAGCACCCAGAAGUUUGUCAAUAAUAUUCCUUUGGAUGGAAAAUUCCUCGAGACCAAGAAUGGAAUGCUGGUCGGGGUGUCGCAGGUGCUCCAGAUACAGAAGAAUCGUUGCACUGCCAACACCACCACCAUACAAAAGUCAAGAUGCGGCAAGUGUGAGAAGGGGAUCAAGUGUCCUCCUGGAUCAGUUCUUGUGGAGCUGCCAGGGAGCAAGAAUCUCGCUCGCUGCGAGCUGCGCUCCGGGGACGCAGGGAUACUUGGCUGCCAUUUCACCUGUGCAAAAGUUUCUCUGAGGUCCGUCUGCUGCCCCGGCUACUACGGACACAUGUGCGAGAUGUGCCCAGGGAAGCCAGGCCAGUGGUGCUCCGGGAACGGGGAAUGCCAGGAUGGCAUGGAGGGCAGCGGAGAGUGCCGGUGCCUGGAGGGUUUCCACGGCACUGCCUGUGAAAUGUGUGAAGUGGGACGAUAUGGAGCUGACUGCAAAUCAGAAUGUGCCUGUGACAACGGGAUAUGUAACGAUGGACUGCAAGGGGACGGGAGCUGUGACUGCUUCCCAGGGUGGAAGGGCCCCACCUGCCAAGAGAGAAUCAAGACUGACCUAUGCAAUAACACCUGCCAUCAAAUGGCCAACUGCCUCAAUAGUUCCACAGAUUCCCUACCUAUGUGCUUCUGCUCUGCUGGAUACACAGGGAAUGGGACCCAUUGCACAGAAAUAGAUCCCUGCACUAUGGACCACGGUGGCUGCUCUGUGCACGCUGUGUGCACCAAAGUGUCCCCAGGAGAGAGGACCUGUGUCUGUAAGGAUGGCUACGCUGGGGACGGGACACUCUGCCUGGAAAUUGAUCUCUGUCUUGAAAGCAAUGGGGGCUGCCACACCAACGCUGAGUGCAUCAAAACAGGCCCAAAGAAGGUUGCCUGCAACUGUCUUCCUGGUUACAGUGGGGAUGGUGUGAGCCAGUGCAACCCCAUCAACCUGUGUGAACAGAACAACGGAGGCUGCAGCCCCUUUGGGCUCUGCAAGUACACGGGGCCAGGCACUCGGAACUGCUCCUGCUCCUGGCACAGCGUUGGAGAUGGCUUCACCUGCCGUGGCAAAGUGCAUCUGGAGCUUGGAAGAAUUCCAGACUCGUCCGUGUUCUUUAGGAUGAUACAGGCAGAAAACAUCAAAGAACUCAGUGGGGCAGGGCCUUUCACUGUCUUCGUCCCACAGACAGAUUUCAUAGGAAACACUACAACAUUUGAGGAGUGGAAGAGCAGACGUCUCCUCCGGGACCUGCUUCGCUACCACAUGGUGGGUUGCCAGAAAUUGCUCUCCAGUGACCUGGAAGCCCAGGAGUCCCUCACAUCUUUAUCUGGUCACAAAAUAAAGAUCACAGUGAACGAGAAUAGCAUCUUUCUCAAUGGGGAAGCCAAGGUGGUCAUGAGUGACAUCAUCGGCGUGAACGGAGUCAUCCAUUUCAUCAACAAGAUCCUCAUUCCAAGUGACCUGGUGGACCGUAACAUCUCCUCCAAGCUCUCAUUGCAGAACGUCACGGAGGUGGCAGAGGCCUUUGGGUACAGCAUUUACAGCAAGCUGCUGCAGGACGCGGAGCUGCUGCCGCUGGUCAGUGACCCCCUGCACAGGCCCUUCACGCUGCUGUGGCCCACGGACGCCGCCUUUAACGCUCUCCCCGAGGACAGGCAGAAGUACCUGUACCACAGGGAGCACCGGGACGUGCUGGCCUCCUACCUCAAGGCACACAUGAUCAGGGACACCAAGAUUUUUGCUGGUAACAUGCCCCAGGUCGAAACCAUACGGACCAUGCACGGCUCCACCAUCUCGUUCAGCUGCAGCAAAACCCACGUGGGGGAGAUUCUGGUGGGGAACGGCGAUGCCACCAUCAUCCAGAGGCACAUGGAAUUCAGUGGGGGCAUUGCUUAUGGCAUUGAUAGACUGUUGGAGCCACCAGAUCUGGGAUCUCGGUGUGAUAAGUUCAGCUUCACUGAGCUACAGGGAUCUACAGAGAGCUGCGGACUCUGUGGCUUCGAGCCACCCUGCCCUGCUGGCUCCGUUCAACGGGGGGAAACCAGGCGCUGCUACUAUUACGGGAACCAGCUGCUGAGGAACACGUUCCUGCUUCACCGCAACUCCCUGUUGCGGCCGUCGUGGCCACCACACUCCCCGUGGGACCCCUUCAGGAGACACUUCUCUUCCAGGGGGCCUCUGAGACGAGGCUGCAGGAGGAGCUGCGUUUCCAGCCAGUGGAUCCCACAGUGCUGUGCCAACCACUACGGCUGAGACUGUCGGGUGUGCCCGGGGGGGCUGGAGGCGCCGUGCAAUAACCGUGGGACCUGCGACGACAAGAUCGGCGGCUCGGGGAGGUGCAACUGCAGCGAGGCCUUCAUCGGGACCAGCUGCGAGCUGUGCGCGCCCGGCAGAUACGGCCCCGAGUGCCGAGAGUGUAACUGCACUGAGAACGGCGUGUGCAAUGCGGGGCUGCACGGUGGUGGUGAUGGCAGCCGUGCCCGUGUCACAGCCCUUAGAUCAUCCCGACCCGUGUGUGCUCUGGUUUCAGUGGUGACCCCCACCUGCUCCCCACCGUGCCACCCCCAGGCCGUUUGCCGCGCCGGCAACCUCUGCGAGUGCGACCUGCACUACGAGGGGGACGGGAGAGUGUGCUCAGUGAUCGACAUGUGCAGCCAGGACAACGGGGGGUGUGCCCGGCACGCCCAGUGCUCCCAGCUGGGCGUGAACGUCUCCUGCGCCUGUGAUCCCGGCUACAGCGGCGACGGCUACGUGUGUGACCCCAUCGAUAGGUGUGCGGACGGCAGGAACGGGGACUGCAGCCAGCACGCCUCCUGCAUCAGCACUGGCCCGAACGAGCGGCGCUGCGAGUGCAAGCAGGGCUAUGUGGGAGAUGGGAUCCAGUGCCUGGAAGAGGUCGUGCCCCCCACGGACCGGUGCCUGGAGGACAACGGGCAGUGCCAUCGGGAGGCCAUCUGCACUGACCUGCACUUCCAUGAUAAGACCAUGGGCGUGUUUCACCUGCAGUCACCCCGAAAAAAGUAUGACUUCACUUACGAGCAGGCUCAGGAGGCCUGUGCCGCAGAAGGCGCUUCCCUGGCCACGUUCCGGCAGCUCUCGGCAGCACAGCAGAUGGGGUUCCAUCUGUGCUUGGUGGGUUGGCUGGACAAUGGCACAGCCGGAUACCCCACAGCCUACCCCAACCCCAGCUGUGGGUCCAACCACGUGGGCAUUGUGGACUAUGGCUCCCGAAGCAACCUGAGCGAGACCUGGGAUGCGUUCUGCUACCGGGAGAAGGAUCUGACUUGCACCUGCCGUGAGGGGUUUGUGGGAGAUGGGUACUGGUGCAGCGGGAGACUCCCCAAUGUGCUCGCAGACAACGACCGCUUCUCCACCUUCUAUUCCAUGUUGCUCAAUUUUGCCAAUGACACAGAAGAAGGACUGGAUUUUUUCAUGUACCUGUCUGAUGACUCCGCUCCCAAAACUCUGUUUGUCCCUCUGAACUCUGGCUUUGCAGGCAAUGAGACACUGACAGGAGAAGAACUGAAGCUUCAUGUGUCAUCCAGCAAUGUUGUCCUCUUCAGCUACAACCUCACAACAGGCACCAUCAUCCCAUCCCAGUCAGGACAUGACCUCCACAUAUCAGAACUCCCAGUGGGCAACAGUACAGAGCACUCAGACGCCAAAGGGAUCAAUGACACGAUGAUUGUGGAGUGGGACAUCGUGGCUUUCAAUGGCAUCAUUCACGCGAUUGCAGAGCCCCUGAGGAUCCCACCGCCUGUCGUUCACCUCGGCCAGGUGAACGGUGCCGCGCGGGGCUCGGGCUCCGUGGCCACCGGGACGGUGUCAGCGCUGUGCUUCGCCCUGGCGCUGGCCGCUGGGGCCGGCAUCGCCUACCACUGCGUGAGGAGGCGGCGGCAGGAGGGGCAGUUCGGGUAUUUCCAGGCGGAUCUGCGCGCGGACGAGGAGGAGGAGGAGGAGCAGGAGGAGGGGGCGGGGCCGCGGAAGGCGCGCGCGGGGCCACGCGCCGGCAGGCCCCGCCCCCAGCGGCCGCUCGUGGCCAUCCCCAACCCGCUGUACGGCGGCCACGCCCCCGACUACGAACCGCUGCACGACCCGCCCCUGGCGGACUCCAGCACCGACCCCCCCGGGUUCCCGCAGUGACCCCGCACGGACCGGACCGGCCCGCCGCGAAAUAAACAGCUCAGCGCCACCGGCUC